Mytilus trossulus (common blue mussel) is the source of this 3143-nucleotide messenger RNA. RefSeq lists its product as uncharacterized. The coding region runs from base 51 to 1388 and encodes 445 amino acids. The transcript is spliced from 5 exons. The record is from RefSeq and is a predicted model, not a curated record. Lineage: Eukaryota; Metazoa; Mollusca; Bivalvia; Mytilida; Mytilidae.
GUAAGUUUCAUUCCCCAGUUAUUAUUUUCUCCAAACAAAAAAUAAAAAUAAUGUCACAACACGGUGACGAUCCUUCUUCUACCUCAUCUGUAUUCUCGAAAGAACCACAAAGAAAGUCUGCUCUUAAAAGGAAGUGUUCUGGAUCGAAUGGAGAGUCUGAGGUGCUGUCCUCAUUACCAAACAGUAUCACCAGUGGCAUUAGUGAUGGGGAUAUUCCAUCAAAAACAAACGAUUGGAAUGCAAAACUAAUUUGUAAUCGUCUUCAAAUCAAAUGUACAGAAUAUUCAGAUCCGUAUUCACACUUCAUCAAAGAAUAUAUAACAUUAAAACAAGAUUCAAAGUUCUGUAAUUGUAUUUUUGAACAAUUCCCCAACCUUAUUGGAGAGCCCAAUCCACAUGCGACACCAACAUUUAUUGUUCAUGUUGACAAUAUUGAUCAGGAUGAAAGAAACACAACCAACAUUACUAGUCAACAAAAGCAAAUAGUUAAAAGCACACUUGCAACAUUUGACGAUUCUUUUAAAUUAAGGAUAGAAUGCUUCGAGUAUGUUCUGAAUUGUUGGGAUGACUUGGAUUGUGAAUAUAUCAAUCAAAUUAAUAUUGGCAGUGCCUUGAAGAAGGUUCAAGAACUUGAUAGACAAUUUGAGAGGUCAUCAUUAUAUUUAUGUGAAUGGUUUCAUCGAAAAAGUAAAGAGAAAAAAGUUAUUUUGCUGGAAAUAUGUCGUCGCAUUUUUUAUGGACUGAAAUUAUUUUAUGACCAGUUGCUCUUUAUGAUGAAGCACAGCCAUAAUGGUGAUCCAGUGACAGAAAAGAUGUUUCUAGAUUUAUUCACAGCUUUUGUCAGAAUUUUUGAUUUAAAGAUUUAUGAUACUACAAAAACAGAACACUAUUUUACAAUAGGAGAGAGAGAGUUUAUAUCAGAACCUGAUGCAAUAAUAUAUAAGUUUACAGAGUCUGAGUCUUGUGAUGCUGCCAGACUAGAAUCAUCUGUGUUUGUUGUCGCUAAAGUAAAGGAAUACUGUGAAGAUAAAAAGAAAGACAGAACCUGUAAUUUGAGACAUGCAUCAGCCAAUGUAGAACUAGUUGCUGAUCAUAUUGAUAGUCAUGUUAAAGGUCAACACAUUGGAGAUAUGUUAGCAGUCACACAGUCUUCAUCAGCAUUGGGAAACAAUGGAGUGUUUGGGUUUAUUGUUCAAGGAACAAAGGUCACGUUAACUUCAUUAAAAGUUUGUGAUGAUUUCUUUGAAAGUAAAGAUUCUACUGUAGCAGCUAACAGACCUAAUGGAACAGUGAAAUACAGUAAACAGUGUAAUAUUUUAUUAAAACGUGGCCGACGUGAACUUAUUCCAGUGAUGUUAAGCAUGUCCACUCUCUUCAAAAAUGAUUAAAACGUGGCUGACAUGAACAUAUUCCAGUGAUGUUAAGCAUGACUACUUUCUUCAAAAAUGAUUAAAACGUGGCAGACAUGAACUUAUUCCAGUGAUGUUAAGCAUGGCCACACUCUUCAAAAAUGAUUAAAACGUGGCUGACAUGAAAUGAUUCCAGUGAUGUUAAGCAUGGUUACACUCUUCAAAAAGAUUAGAUUUUACAAUCAACACUACCCUCAUGUUGUAAAAGAUAACUGCAGUUUCGAACAUGAAAAGAUUAUGUGUUGUAAAAGUGUGUAUUUUGCUUACAAGUGUAACUGGUAUUGUCUCUCUGCUUUUUUUCAAGGAAUUGUGCAUGUAAAAUAAGACUUAAAACUGAAGUAGUUUUUGUCGAGCCUGCAACUUUUGUUGCAGAAAGCUCGACAUAGGGAUAGUGAUCUGGCGGCGGCGGCAGUGUUAGCUCACUUCUUAAAAGCUUUAUAUUUUAGAAGGUAGAAGACCUGGAUGCUUCAUACUUUGUAUAUAGAUGCCUCAUGUUACGAAAUUUCCGUCAGUCACAUGUCCAAAGUCCUUGACCUCAUUUUCAUGGUUAAGUGACUACUUGAAAAAAAAGUUAAGAUUUUUUGUAAUGUUAAAUUCUCUCUUAUUAUAAGUAAUUGGAUAACUAUAUUUGGUAUGUGCAUACCUUGCAAGGUCCUCAUGCCUGUCAGACAGUUUUCACUUGACCUCGACCUUAUUUCAUGGAUCAGUGAACAAGGUUAAGUUUUCGUGGUCAAGUCCAUAUCUCAGAUACUAUAAGCAAUAGGUCUAGUAUAUUCGGUGUAUGGAAGGACUGUAAGGUGUACAUGUACAACUGGCAGGUGUCAUCUGACCUAUACCUCAUUUUCAUGGUUCAGUGGUUAUAGUUAAGUUUUUGUGUUUUGGUCUGUUUUUCUUAUACUUUAUGCAAUAGAUCUACUAUAAUUGGUGUAUGGAAUGAUUGUAAGGUGUACAUGUCUAGCUGACAGGUGUCAUCUGACCUUGACCUCAUUUUCAUGGUUUGGUGGUCAAAGUUAAGUUUUUUAAUUUUGGUCUAUUUUUCUCUGCCUGGCAUGGUUCAUCUGACCUUGACCUCAUUUUCAGGGUUCAUUGAUCAAUGUUUCAUUUUCUUGGUUAAUGCUGAGUUUAUGUGACAGUUGUAAUAAAGCUUUAUAUUUAGGUCUUUCAAGAUAGUAUCAAGGAUUAGUAAAGAAGGCGAGACAUUUCAGUGUGUGCACUCUUGUUUAAAAUCAACAUUACACCUGGUACUUUAAUAGAUAUAAAAGGAGUUUGGAAAAUGAAAAGAUCCUGUCUUGCAAAUGGUAAAGUUUUGCCUGCUGGUGUAACUGGCAUUGUCUUGCUGCUUUUUUCAAGUAAUUGUUUGGAAACAAAGACUAAAAGCUGAAGAAGUUGUUUGUAGAAUUUCUAGUUUAGUAAUCUAUUCUUUCCUUGUAUUCCUUUAUUGUUUAAUGAUUCAGCUACACUGUAUUGCUGAUUUAAAACAUGAAGUUUGUACAAAACUUGUGAAACUGAAGUAUUGUAGUUAUUAGCAGAAUUUAUUAUUUGGAAGAUUAUUCUUUCCUCUAAUUCUAAAAUAUAUUUAUGAUUCAACUGCAUUUUAUUGCUUAUUAUAAACAUGGAAGUUUGUACAAAACAUGUGAAUUGGAAUGGCAUUUUUUGGAAGAUUUAACAAUCCCAAGUAUCUUACUAUUGAACAGGGAAUUAUAUACAUGUACAUGAAUCAUUAUAUUUCAAGCA